CCCAUUCCGCGGCGUCAGUGUAUAGUGUUAUGGCCCCUUCAUGGCUCGAAGAGAUUGCAGGGGACUGGAAUGACACCAACGGAAAUCACUACGAGGUGUGGAUGGAUGAAUCCGGAUCUUCCUGCAGUGUGCGAACGACCAGAAAGAAUGGGCAUACCAAGACCACCAGAGGCAUGCUGAAAUACGACAGCCGAACAGAUACGUUGAUGUGGGGCCGUAGCUAUUUCCUGGAGAUGGAAGAGAACAACAACCGAAAGAUCUAUUGGACGCCCUUGAAGGCUGUGACGCCAUACACCUGGUACAGGUGCGACGAUGAGGCAGAUGAGGAUGAGGAAGAGGAGGACGAAGAGGAUGAGGAGGAUGAGGACGAAGAGAAUUGGGAUGUGGCCGAAAGUAACGUGCCAAUCCUGCAGCAAGUCGUUGGAAGUUGGAGAGAUGCUGAUGGCACGACCUACAAGAUUACCUUAGAUGCGUCGGGGUCGUCUUGCAGUGCCAUGAUCCAAGAGCCGGAUGGUGCUCUCUACGAAGCCAAGGAGGACAUCAUCUGCGAGGACCAAGGCUUGUGGUGGAAUAGCUACUACUUGGAUCACGUCAAGAGUGGUGGCAGCAGGAUUCGCUGGAAAUGCACCGAAUCUGGAAAGGGCUUUUGGUGGAACAGCAUUCCAGAGAAACCAGCGAAGAGCGCUCCCGAGAAACCGCUUGCGAAGAGCGUUCCGGAGAAACCUGCAGUUCUGAGCACAAGCGUCCUGAAGUCCCUGCUUGGCGAAUGGAGAGAUGAGGAGGACCGGGAAUACCUGGUCUCCCUGGACGCCUCCGGCGACUCCUGCACCGUGGAGAUCCGGCGGCCCAAUGGCAGCAGCUUCCGAGCCGAAGGGGUCUUGAAGUACAGCAAGGCCAAAGAGCGCGUAAUGUGGGGCCGAUCGUAUUACUUGGAGGUGCGCAGCGCUGGUGAUAUAGUUUGGACUCAUACCGGCAGAGGCAAGCCUUUCCGAUGGCUGGCCCGGGCGCCGGAGUCGACCGAGCGUCGCAAGACGUUUCGAACGGAUGAGGAGAUCAGUGCCCAGAAGACGCUGAAGGAGCGGAAGCUACAGCGCUGGGAAGGGCCUGAGGGCAUUGACGAGCCUCUGGAGGAGUUGUCCUGCCCUCGUGAGUGGGACCAGUUCAAGGCCAACGCAGAGCUCUUCGGUUAUGUCUCUACGUACAAGGAGGACAUGUCUCAGUACUCCACGAAGAUCGACGCGACGAAGAUGCCCAGCGGUUGGCGAAAGAAGGCGGAGCGCGUGGCGACGGAGAUCGAAGGCCAGGAAGGUGCCAGUCCUGCGGAAGAAUCGGUGGAUGCGCAGGAUGAAGAAGACCUUUUCUCUGCAGUCCAGCGGAAUGGCUCUGCCCAGAAAGUCCAGCGGAAUGCGCCGCCAUCUGCAUUUUUUCUGCGUGGAUGAUCCAUGGAAAGCAGAAGGUUUCUGUUGCAACAACCACU
Molecule: messenger RNA, 1477 nt
Organism: Cladocopium goreaui
Lineage: Eukaryota; Dinophyceae; Suessiales; Symbiodiniaceae
Source: the annotation of a GenBank genome assembly